Argentina anserina (silverweed cinquefoil) is the source of this 1230-nucleotide messenger RNA. RefSeq names its product vegetative cell wall protein gp1-like. The transcript has a single exon. Lineage: Eukaryota; Viridiplantae; Streptophyta; Magnoliopsida; Rosales; Rosaceae. The record is from RefSeq and is a predicted model, not a curated record. The coding region runs from base 1 to 1230 and encodes 409 amino acids.
AUGAAAGCAUGCAUAGUAUUCAUUGCUAUUCUCUGUUUGGCGCUGCUACUGAUCAACCAAACAAUCGCAGAAGCUGAAUACCUGCAGAAUGCGGAAGAAGGAAUCGUAGCUGAAGAAAAGAGAACCAGAAGCGGUAGAAGUAGCAGAAGCAGAAGCAGAAGCAGAAGUAGAAGAGGAGGUAGCAGUACUGGUGGAUCAAGGUCAAGAACAAGAUCAAACUGCGAUCCAUUAUUCCAGUAUCUGUUUGGAACCUGUGGCCAAUGGCCUUUUCCUACCAAUCCUUCCCCAAACAACCCUUUUGCCCCGACGCCAAGACCCUCUCCUCGGCCGCCGCGAGUUCCACCUACUCCUUUACGCCCCUUCCCUCCCGUAAUCCCGUCUCCACCGCCACAGGUACCAUCUUCACCACCUUUACCACCCCCACCAAUUCCUUCGCCUCCUUCUGCACCGCCACCAUCAGUACCACCACCCUCCACACCUCCUCCCUCAGCACCACCUCCAUCAUCGCCACCACCUUCGCCCUCACCACCACCACCUUCUCCACCUCCACCGCCUUUGGUUCCAUCGCCACCUCCCCCGUCUCCACCACCACCAGAAUUCCUGCCCCCACCAAUACCAUUCGUCUAUCCACCACCACCAGAAUUCCUGCCCCCACCAAUACCAUUCGUCUAUCCACCACCACCAGAUGUAUACAUACAACCACCCACAACUCCAUGGCUGUCACCUCCUGACACCUUCCCCGAUACACCACCAACUUUCGUUCCAGCUCCACCGUUAGUACCAGAUAUUGGCCUUCCUCCACCUGCAUUAGACUUGCCACCAUCUGGAGAUCAGUCUAGUACUCCAACAGCACCACUGGUUCCAAUAGAUGAGCCUACUCCAAUCCUACCACCCACAUUUGCAUUACCACCACCAAUACCUAUACCUGAUGAGCCUUCUCCAAUAUCAACAUUUCCAGCACCAGUAUUUGUGGAUGAACCUUCUCCAAUAUUACUACCACCUCAGAAUCCAUUUUCGUUUAACACCCCACCUAUCUUACCAUUUCCAACUACACCAGACACCGGUAAUGGUGCUGUUGGUGGUGUAAUUGAUCAACCACCAUCUGUUGAUCCACCUCCUCAAACACCAGUAUUUCUGCCACCUCCAAUUCCUGAAAUUCCCCAGAAUCCACAGGAUUCACCAGUACUUCCGUUUGAGACUAUUCCCCCAGCACCAGAUAUACCUAUGUAG